AUGAGCCAACGUUUCUCCAGAUUUGGGGAUGGGAAUUUCAGUUGUUCUUCUGCUCACUGUGGCACACUGGGUGGUGGGAGAAGUUCAUCCACCUUAAGCUACUGUGAAGACAAUAGAGAAGAAAGAUACCGUGGUUAUGGGUAUGGUUAUGGCAGCAGGAGUCUCCACAACCUUGGUGGGUUUUGGAAUGUUUCUCCUGGUGGAGGCUACGGAGGAGAAGGAGUAGGAGGCAUCGAGGAGGUCCGUGUCAAUACCAACCUGCUGAGGCCAAUACAAGUACAAGUCGACCCCGAGUUCCAGAGGGUGCGAUCAGACGAGAAAGAGCAGAUUAAGGCUCUCAACAACAAAUUUGCGUCAUUCAUCGAUAAGGUUCAAUGUCUUGAGCGGCAGAACCAGGCUCUGAUCGCCAAAUGGGAACUUCUGCAGCAGCAAAGUACCCGACCAGAAGAGAGCAGAAAUAUCUCCUCUUUCUUCCAAUCUUACAUCAGCAACCUGCAGAGGCAGCUCGAAACGCUCCAGGACCAGAAGGAGCAGCUGGAUCCGGAAGCGUAUAAUAUGCUUCAGCUUGUUGAAGAUUAUAAAAAGAGAUUCGAGGAUGAGAUCAACAAGCGAGCGUCUAAAGAGGAGGAGUUCGUGGAGCUUAAAAAGGAACUGGACCGUGCCUACAUGGGAAAAACAGAGUUUGAUAUUCGGGUGGAAAUACUGAGGCAGGAGCUCGAGUUCCUCAGAUGCUUACAUGAAGCUGAGCUCUCCCAGCUGCAAACUGUAGUUGGCGACACCAAUGUCGUUCUGUCCAUGGACAACCAUAGAGAACUGAACAUGGAUGGCAUCAUCGAAGAAGUCAGGCAGGAGUACGAGACAAUUGCUCAGAGAAGCAAAGCUGAAGUAGAUGCCAUGUAUCAGGGCAGGUACCAGGACCUUCAGAACAUGUGGGUGAAUCAACGUGAGCAACUGAAGAACAGUUAUCAGGAAAUCCAGGAACUUACCAGGCAGAUCCAAAGACUACAACCAGAAAUUGAAAUUGCAAGGAAAAAGAAUGCCAGCCUCCAAGAAACCAUUAAAGAUGCUGAGCAGCGCGGGAGCUCUGCUAUCAAAGAUGGCCAGCAAAAGCUUCAGGAGUUGGAAAAUGCCCUGCAGCAGGCCAAAGACGAUCUGGCUCGCCUUCUCCUUGAUUAUCAGGAGCUCCUGAAUGUGAAAUUGGCCCUGGAUAUUGAAAUUGCCAUGUAUAGAUCACUCCUUGAAGAGGAGGAGACCAGGAUACAGGAAGGCUCACCAGCCACAAUCUGUGUCAUUGACCACAAUACGAGUGCUACUGGAGUCUUUGGAGUAAGACCAGGCGGCUCGAAAAGUGGGAAGGGAGGGAUGAACUCUGUGGUGGCUCCAUCUGUGGAGGAGGAGGUGGAGGCUCAGGGUAUGGAGGAGGAGGAGGAGGUAGCUCAGGCAGUGGAGGCUCCGUGUCUGGAGGUGGCCACAGCUCUGGAGGAUGGGGAUCGAGCUCCGGCAGUGGCAGAUGCAGUCCCCACAGUGGAGGGAUGA
This is a messenger RNA of Grus americana (Whooping crane), 1536 nucleotides long. Its product is annotated as keratin, type II cytoskeletal 8-like. The transcript is spliced from 11 exons. Gene Ontology annotation, cellular component: keratin filament. The record is from RefSeq and is a predicted model, not a curated record. The coding region runs from base 1 to 1536 and encodes 511 amino acids. Gene Ontology annotation, molecular function: structural constituent of skin epidermis. NCBI's taxonomy places the organism in Eukaryota, Metazoa, Chordata, Aves, Gruiformes, Gruidae. Gene Ontology annotation, biological process: keratinization; intermediate filament organization.